AGAGACCUGUCUCAAGAUUUGUUGGCUGUUCCUACACUAGGGCCUACUACAUAUCUCCAGUGACCCAUACGCUUGCACACAUUCCAAGCUUCGCGGCUAUUAUCGUCGAUCGUUGGAGGUAGAUUCAGCUGAUCGUAAAUUUCCCAUUCGUGAGAUCAUCAGUGACUAAAGUAAGGCAAUCCUCGGUCCCCGCAAAUUGCUGCACUCUAGAGUACAGACCCUCUCCUUUGUCAUUCGUAAACCAUGCACACAUUCGAGGACGCACGCGAUGAGGUCGAGGUUCGAAUCCCGCUGCCGGCAGAAAUGAAGUCUUCUGAAGUCGCGAAGCGACUAUCCAUUGAGUUUAAACCUAACUCCGUCAAGGUAGCAUGGAAGGAAGGUGCGGCAGCUCCCCUCCUAAACGCUCCAGAUCUGUACGAGAAGAUCCGACCGUCCGAUUCAGCCUGGUACAUCGACGGCUCCACGCUCGUCCUGACCCUGCAAAAGGAGCAACCGCAGAAGUGGCCCGCCCUAACCGACACCGAAGCCUUGGAAAAGAGGUUCGGACCCAUCCGAACCUCCCCAGAGAAGGCAACAGCUUCGGCAGCAGCGUCAUCUGCAGCAGCAGGGAACGGAACUGGCAAAACAAGCACGGGGAAGGAAGGGGCGCUGGGAGGAGGGGAGGGGGGAGCGGGGAAGGCGGAGGGGAAGGGGGAGGAUGGGGCAGGUGAAAAGAAGGACGGGGCUGCAGCGUGGGCUGCCCGGGAAAAAGUAAACCGGCUGCUGAAGGCUGCACAGGAGGGGGAUGUGGAGGGUUUGAAACAAGCCGUUGCCGUGAUGAUUGCAGAUGGGAAGGCGGAGGAGAAGGCAGAGGAGAAGGGGGAGGGGAAGGCGAAGGGGGAAAAGGAGGGGGUGCAGAUGUAUUCGGAAUUAGAUGUAGAUGAGAUGGUUAGCAGUAGCAGCGGUGGUGGUGGUGGUGGUGGUGGCGGUGGUGACAAUACCGAGGGGAAGCUUCAAGUAGAGGAAGCCCGGGAAGUGCUAGAGGAAGUGAGGGACGCCAACGGCCGCACGGCCCUGCAUUUCGCAGCCAGCAAGGGGCACUUAGACGCGUGCAGGUACAUGGUGGGGGAUAUAGGCGUGCCUGUGGAUGUGAAGGAUGACGAGGGGGAGACGCCGCUUCUGCUGGCGGCCCGCGAGGACCACUCGGACGCUGCCAAGUGGCUGAUUGAGCACGGGGCGAACGUGGCCACGUCAGCAGAGAAAUCGGGAGCGCAGGCGAUACAUCACGCUGCAGGGCAUGGUUCGGUGAAGACCCUCGAGCUGCUAUUGGACAACGGUGCCGACCCUAACGCCCAGAGCGACGCCGGGCCUCCGCUGCUGUGGGCGUGUGGGCACGGGAAGACCGCUGCGGUGGAGGUGCUUCUAACGAGGGGGGCGAAUCCGGAUACCCCCAACGAGGAUGGGGUGAACUCGCUGCUGACCGCCACUGCUGCAGGGGAGACGGAGAUCGUCAAACUGCUGCUCAAGCACGGGGCUCAGCCCAACCCAGGCAGCCCCCCUCUCCCCACCAACGCCGCUGCUGCCGCUGCUGCCACGUCUGCCGUUGCCACUGGUGCCGCUCCGCCCUCCCCUCUCCCAUGCGUCACCUCCACCACCCCACUCAUCGUUGCUUCCAACGAGGGUAACCUAGAGGCGGUCUCUGCUCUGCUGGACGCUGGCGCUGAUGCCAAUGCGAGGGACGAGGAUGGGAUGACGGCGCUAGACGCUGCUGCUGCUGCGGGGCACCAGGAGAUAGUCUCUAGGUUGAUCGGGGUUACGGCGCGGCCUGCUGACGUGGCGGAGGGGGAGUGGACGGUGGAAGGGGUGAUGAAACGGGCGGCGGCACAGGGUGCAUCAAUGAGUGGAGGAGGGGGAGGAGGGGCAGCAGAUAGUGGAGUAGGGUUAUCAACAUCAGCAGCAGGGGCAGGAGGAGCAGCAGGAGGAACAGGAGCAGCACCCCCCGGGUCUGCUCUCUCUGGGUCGGUGGCUGCAGCAGUGGCAGAGGCGAAGGCCAGAGGGGAUGCCGCGUUCAGAUCUCAGCAGUUCCAACAGGCGGUUGACUCGUACACUCAGGCUCUGGAUCUGUACCCGAAGGCGGAUCUCCCUCAAAUACCAGCGGAGGAUCGAGUGAUGAAAGGCACCUUGAUGGCUAAUCGCAGCAUCUGCUGGCUGCGCCUGGGGCAGGCGCCCCUGGCCCUAGCAGACGGACAGAUGGCUCGAUCGCUGCGGCCAGACUGGUCUAAGGCUUACUUCCGCGAGGGGAGUGCCUAUAGGGCCAUGGAGCGUUACGAGGAUGCAGCCAAUGUGUUCUUUGAAGGAGUGCAAGUCGAUCCAAACAACAUGGACCUCACAGCAGCCUUCCAAGAGGCGAUCGAAGCCGGGCGCAAGGCACACAGAGAGAAUCAGGCAUCCAAGUGAUAAGAAAUCGAGGUGACUUUUGAGUGAAUAGGGACUCAGAAGUCAAAAGGCACCAAGGCACAUCAAGAGAGUCAGUGAUCCUUGCGAGACUACGUCUCAAAAGUAAUUUGGAAACGUUACAGGCUUUACUUUUGUGUUUGUCUACUCACAUGCAUGUCUUCUUGCCUGCAUGUUCAUGCCCCUUCUGUUCCUCUUUCGUCACCAGCAUUGCUCCAUAUCUGCCCAUGGUAGUUCCUCUGUGCAGAGAGGAUGUUAUAGGUAGGUUCAAUAACACGUACCAGUAACUUUUAUGCAAUGUUACAGUGUCCAUACACAAUUCACCA
Molecule: messenger RNA, 2759 nt
Organism: Closterium sp. NIES-67
Lineage: Eukaryota; Viridiplantae; Streptophyta; Zygnematophyceae; Desmidiales; Closteriaceae
Source: the annotation of a GenBank genome assembly